Molecule: messenger RNA, 4449 nt
Organism: Octopus bimaculoides (California two-spot octopus)
Lineage: Eukaryota; Metazoa; Mollusca; Cephalopoda; Octopoda; Octopodidae
Product: UDP-glucose:glycoprotein glucosyltransferase 1
Biological process (GO): ERAD pathway
Cellular component (GO): endoplasmic reticulum
Molecular function (GO): UDP-glucose:glycoprotein glucosyltransferase activity
Source: RefSeq, a predicted model, not a curated record
AUGGCAGCCGCCAGAAUGCAUUGUUACAUCACCGAGUACUUUAUUUAUUCAUUUAUUUCUUUGAACAGUGAGUUCCUUUUCCGUGAAAAUGAAGAUUACUUCUGGAGAUUUGUGGAUGAUGUUAGCCAGAGAACGUCUGAGGAGAUCAAAUCAAGUUCUAAAGAAACUUCCUACAAUCUUCUCUUGGAGAUGGCUGCUAAGUAUCUCUCUUCUUUGCAGCUUAACUUACUUAAGCUUACAUUAUCGUUGCGCGUCCAUUCCCCAGAUGUCGAGAUGUAUAGUCAGAUGGCUCAGGAAGAGAAAAAAAGCUUAAUUGUCUCCCAAAAGAAAUUAGCUGAUAACUGUGAUGUGUUUGUAAAUAUUCAUGGUGAAAUAGCAUGUAACAUUAAUGAUAUUGAUGCACUUAUUAAAUCCGCUCCAAAGAGGCUAAAGGCUGCUACGUAUACAUUUGACCAUCAUUACCCAAGUCCUGUCCAGGCUGAUGUAUCAGUUAUUUUAUAUGCUCAACUUGGAGAUACUUCAACAGCAGAAUUUCACCGGCACCUCAAAAAGCUGGCUGUCAACAAAAAAAUCAAUUAUGUAUACCGACAUUACAUUCCAAAACCUUCUAACGAGAAGGUUUAUCUGUCGGGCUAUGCUGUUGAACUCGCAAUAAAAAGCACAGAAUAUAAAGCAAAAGAUGAUACCAAAGUUGAAGAUGAAAAGGCUAAAGCAUCUGAAGAAAAUGCUAACUGGGAAGAAGAAUUAAAAGGUUUUAACUUCAAAAAGCUCUCACAGCUCUAUCCUGAUUUAAUACCUAAGCUAAGGGAAUUUCAUGACUACCUCUUAGAUACAGCCACAGAACUCACACCAAUGAAAGUCUGGCAGUUACAAGACCUUAGUUUACAAGCUGCUCAAAAGGCCAUAUUAACGCCACCAAAAGAUGCUCUCAAUGUCCUGCAGACCAUCAGUCAAAACUUCCCAGUUCAAGCAAGAUCUCUUGUUAGGACAUCAGUGUCAAGCGAUUUACGCAAGGAAAUUUUGAAAAACCAAAAGCAUUUUGAGAAUUACCAUAAUUUGUCCCCUGGUGAAUGUGCCUUGUUUUUGAAUGGAAUUUCCAUUGAUGUUGAGGUCUAUGAUAUUUACACCAUCUUGGACUUAAUGCGUUCAGAAGCUGCUGUUAUGGAAGGACUCUUCUCUCUUGGAGUCAGGGAGGAAAGUUUAAAUAAAUUGGUGAAAUUGGAUUUGAAAAACAGCGGUGAUGAUUAUGUCUUGGAUUUCCGGCAUCCUUCCGUCGUGUAUGUAAAUGAUUUGGAAAAGGAUGUAAAAUACCGGCGCUGGCCUAACAGCAUUCAAGAAAUGUUGAGACCCACUUUUCCUGGAAUGUUAAGGCACAUUGCUAAGAAUAUUUUCCAUAUGGUGUUUGUGCUCGAUCCAUCUAAGUCCUCCAGCCGAGACUUGUUGAAGAUAGCUGAAGCAUUCUUUGUUCACAGUGCACCUGUGAGGAUUGGACUUGUCUUUGCUGUGAAUGCAAGUCGAGAGGCAAACGGCUAUUCUGAUGCUGGUGUUGCUAUUGCAAGAGCUUUCCAGUACAUCAAGAUCGACCAGGAUGCAGCUUCAGCUCUGUCGUUCAUCACAGACCUCUAUGACAAACAAAAAGACGACCUGACCUCUAAGUUCAUCUCCACAGAAUUUGCAAGCCGCUUCAACGAUGAAGAUUUGAAUAAAGUUUUUGGAGACGAUGAUGAUUAUGAUGACCUACGUAAAUCAGCAGAUGACUUUCUAAGCCGUUCCGGUCUAAGCGAUUUCCCUCAGGUUUUACUUAAUGGAAUUCCAUUGAAGAAAAAAUACCUCAAUGCCGAUAUGCUUGAAGAAGCUGUAGUCACUGAAAUUCUCCAGGGUACCCAUGAAGUCCAACGAGCUGUCUAUAAUGGUGAAUUGUCUGAUAGCAUGACUAUAUUGGAUUGGAUGAUGGAGAAGGACAAUGUGUUGCCACGUAUCAACUCACGGAUUUUGUCUGCACCUCUGAUGUAUUUGGACCUCACUGAGAGUGCUGCCAAGGAUGUUUUCCAUGAUGCUGAUCUUUUUGGUGCCUUGUCUAACAAAGAAAUGUCUUCACAAAUGGCAAAGAAUAUCUUGUAUAUGUCCAGGAAAGUAACAACUUCUAGAUUUUCUAGUAGUUUGAGGGUUGGAAUAGUUUUUAAUCCCACUGAUUCCAAAGCAAAAAAUGCCAUCAACAAAGCCAUCCAUGUUGCUUUGACGACGCUGAGUGGAAACAUGCUCCGGAAUUUCGUCACAAAACUUGUCAAAGAAGAAAACAUAAAAGAACUGAAUGAUGGGACCAAAACUUUAAGAGAUCUAGAUGUUAGCGGUAUGGAUAUUGACCAGUAUAUGGCUACACUGGAGAGACAAGACGAUACCUUUCUCAAAGUCCAUCACAUGUUUGUCGAAAGAGUUCUAUCUCUACCGCCUGGAUCACAUGCAAUUAUAGGAAACGGAAAGGUUAUUGGUCCACUAAAAGACGAUGAGGUGUUCAUACAGGAGGAUUUCUCAUUGUUUGAGAAGCAUCUGAUGCAAACCAGUGCAAAGAAAAUCCAAGCUCAUAUUGAAUCUGCUAAUGCUAAUAGUGACAAGGCUAGUGACCUCGUGAUGAAGAUCGCUUCCUUACUGUCAGCAAAAACACUAAGUGAAAGCCGUAAAGACAUCAACUAUCAUGCUGAUGGUCACAGCGUCAUCAAAAUACCUGCUGACCCCAAUGCACCCUCAUUUGAAGUCGAAGUCAUCAUGGACCCUGUUUCAAGAGAAACUCAGAAGCUUAUUCCUAUUUUAAUUACCCUUCAAAAAGUCGCCAACAUGAAUAUCAAGAUUUAUAUGAACUGCAAAGACAAGCUGUCAGAAUUACCCCUUACAAACUUCUACCGCUAUGUACUGGAUCCUGAAUUGAAGUUCAGCGUUGAUGGAAAUGCCAUCUCUGUUCCUUAUGCUAAAUUUGAAAGCUUACCCCAAAAGUCGUUGCUCACCCUCAACAUGCACCCGCCAGAAAGCUGGUUGGUAGAAGCAGUGAAAUCACCCUACGACUUGGAUAACAUCAUGUUAGAAGAGGCCAGUAAUGGAGUAUCAGCUGAAUUUGAACUAGAAUACCUCUUGCUUGAAGGACAUUGUCAUGAUUCUAGCAGUGGCCAACCACCCCGUGGACUACAGUUUACUCUCGGUGCCAAUAACUCUGCUUUCCUUGUCGAUACUAUUGUUAUGGCAAAUUUGGGCUACUUUCAGUUGAAGGCUUAUCCUGGAGUUUGGCUUUUAAAGCUGAGAGAGGGGCGGUCUUUAGACAUUUAUGAAAUCUUGAGCCAUGAGAUGACUGACACUCCGGCCGGAUCCAAAGAUCUUGUUGUUGCUAUCAACAGUUUCAAGAGUAAAACUAUUCGCAUUAAGGUUGGCAAAAAAUCAGAUAAGGUCAAUGAAGAACUACUCAAAGAUGAUGAAGAUGAGAGCAUGGGUAUAUGGGACUCUAUAUCAAGUUCUUUUGGUGGGGGCAAGAAGGAGAAGAAAGAAGAUAAAGAUUCCACAUUAAAUAUCUUUUCCUUGGCAUCAGGUCAUCUGUAUGAGCGUUUCUUACGCAUCAUGAUGCUGAGUGUUCUGAAAAAUACCAAAUCUAAAGUGAAAUUUUGGUUUUUGAAAAACUAUCUUUCACCAACUUUCAAAGAUUUCAUUCCUCACAUGGCCAAGGAAUACCAGUUUGAGUACGAACUAGUACAGUACAAAUGGCCACGGUGGCUAAACCAGCAGAAAGAGAAACAGAGGAUCAUCUGGGGCUACAAGAUUCUCUUCCUUGAUGUGUUGUUCCCAUUGAAUGUGAAGAAAAUCAUAUUUGUUGAUGCUGAUCAGAUUGUACGAACAGAUUUGCAAGAGCUGUAUGAUCUAGACUUGGGUGGGGCACCAUAUGGUUAUACGCCAUUCUGUAGUAGCCGGACUGAAAUGGACGGCUUCAGAUUCUGGAAAUCAGGAUAUUGGGCAAGUCACUUAGGUGGCCGUAAAUAUCAUAUCAGUGCCCUCUAUGUUGUUGAUUUGAAAAAAUUCCGUCGGAUAGCAGCUGGAGAUCGUUUGAGAGGCCAGUACCAAGGUUUGAGCCAAGAUCCAAACAGCCUUGCCAAUUUAGAUCAAGAUCUGCCUAAUAACAUGAUCCACCAAGUGGCUAUCAAAUCGUUACCUCAGGAAUGGCUCUGGUGUGAGACUUGGUGCAGUACAAAAGAAUUGAAAAAUGCAAAAACUAUUGAUUUGUGUAAUAACCCAUUAACAAAAGAACCGAAAUUACAAGCAGCCAUCAGGAUUGUCCCUGAAUGGAAACAUUACGAUUAUGAAAUAAAAGUAUUGUGGGACAAAAUAUACAACACAAACACCAGAUUCCAGACAGAAUAUGAAAAACCUGUAAAAGAUGAAGAUAAUUCGCCAUCAGAGAAAGGCAACAGUUGA